Messenger RNA from Condylura cristata (star-nosed mole), 820 nucleotides. RefSeq names its product proteasome (prosome, macropain) 26S subunit, non-ATPase, 8 (gene PSMD8). The annotation marks the transcript as partial. Gene Ontology annotation, biological process: proteasome-mediated ubiquitin-dependent protein catabolic process. The record is from RefSeq and is a predicted model, not a curated record. Gene Ontology annotation, cellular component: cytosol; proteasome regulatory particle, lid subcomplex; nucleus. The transcript is spliced from 6 exons. NCBI's taxonomy places the organism in Eukaryota, Metazoa, Chordata, Mammalia, Eulipotyphla, Talpidae.
AGCUCUGUCCUUCCUUCCUUUCUGCCCUGCCCUCCCCAUCAGCUGGUUCUGCUGGAACUCAACUUCCUGCCAACCACAGGGACCAAACUGACCAAACAGCAGCUCAUUCUGGCCCGUGACAUACUGGAAAUUGGGGCCCAGUGGAGCAUCCUCCGCAAGGACAUCCCCUCCUUCGAGCGCUACAUGGCCCAGCUGAAAUGCUAUUAUUUUGAUUACAAGGAACAGCUCCCCGAGUCAGCUUACAUGCACCAGCUCUUGGGCCUCAACCUCCUCUUCCUGCUGUCCCAGAACCGAGUGGCCGAGUUCCACACAGAGCUGGAGCGGCUGCCUGCCAAGGACAUCCAGACCAACGUGUACAUCAAGCACCCUGUGUCCCUGGAGCAAUACCUGAUGGAAGGCAGCUACAACAAGGUGUUCCUGGCCAAAGGCAACAUCCCCGCGGAGAGCUAUACCUUCUUCAUUGACAUCUUGCUUGACACGAUCAGGGAUGAGAUUGCUGGGUGCAUCGAGAAGGCCUAUGAGAAAAUCCUCUUCACCGAGGCCACCAGGAUCCUCUUCUUCAACACACCCAAAAAGAUGACAGACUACGCCAAGAAGCGAGGGUGGGUGCUCGGCCACAACAACUACUACAGCUUCGCCAGCCAGCAGCAGAAGCCGGAAGACACCACCAUCCCCUCCACCGAGCUGGCGAAACAGGUCAUCGAGUACGCCCGGCAGCUGGAGAUGAUCGUCUGAGCCCGCGGGCUCGGGCCGCGCUCGCCUUAUCUGAAGCGGGCACGGUGCAGGGCCCGCUCCAAUAAAAACGGAUUGCCACUCGGUG